AUGAAAACGUAUAAGGGUUACUCUAAGGAUAAGAUAAGUGUAGAAGAUUAUAAUCAAUUAGCUAACGGUUAUGAUGUGACGAAUGAAUUUAAGAAAAAAUGGGAAAAAAGUUUCGCAAAUGGAAUAGUUAUUCCAAAGGAUGAUUAUAAUCAAAAGACGUUAUCUGAAUCUCCUCGGGCACUGAUAGAAGAAGAAGAGGAAAAGAAGUUAGGAGAGAAUACAAAGGUGAAAGAAGCAGAUAAAAGGAAGGUCGAAGAAGGUCUACAAGUGAGGAAUAUUGCAGUGGAUUCUUUGAAAGAUAAACCAAAUGAAGGGCCUUCUAGUGCUAAAAAGAAAAAGAAGACCUCUACAUCAACUGAUUAUGUUGCCUACCUCAAGGAGAAAAAUGAUCGGGACUUUGCAUUGAGGUCAGAAGAACUCAAGUUGUCCCAGAAACAACUGGAUAUGGAAAUGAAGGAAUCUGAGGUCCGAAGAAAAAAAGAUGAUGCAAUUCUUGAAAUUUUAAUAAAACCAAUGAACAAAUAA
This is a messenger RNA of Lottia gigantea (owl limpet), 525 nucleotides long. RefSeq lists its product as hypothetical. The record is from RefSeq and is a predicted model, not a curated record. The coding region runs from base 1 to 525 and encodes 174 amino acids. The transcript has 3 exons. Lineage: Eukaryota; Metazoa; Mollusca; Gastropoda; Lottiidae.